Solanum verrucosum is the source of this 609-nucleotide messenger RNA. RefSeq lists its product as uncharacterized. Bases 62 to 475 code for a protein of 137 amino acids. NCBI's taxonomy places the organism in Eukaryota, Viridiplantae, Streptophyta, Magnoliopsida, Solanales, Solanaceae. The record is from RefSeq and is a predicted model, not a curated record. The transcript has 2 exons.
GCCCGCUAAGCCUCCGAUUUCUUUGCUAAAAUCCUGUGUGUCUGUUUUUCCUUAUAGCUCCAUGUUCAUGGCCAUGCCCACCCAAUUAUGUCCAAAUCAUGUCAUCCCAUAUGCAAAUUCUUCAACCUCUCAUCCAAAUCGAACCACCAUCAACUCAAUUUCGAUUAUUGAUUUGGGGAAACGGCGCCUAACGAGAUUGUCAGUUCAAUGCUCUGAGAAACAAACACAGAACCUCCGCACUUGCAAGAAUUGCAAGGCCCAGUUCGACCCUUUGCUCAAUCACCCUCAUGCUUGCCGUUACCACACUGCUCAUUUUGGAGGAGAAACAAGGAGGAAGUUUGAGAGUGUUUAUUCCGGUGGCACCAUGGACACCCCUGAUGGUGGUAAAGUUUUUCAAUACUGGCAUUGCUGUGGGUCUGAAGAUCCUUUUGACGCUGGUUGCACAGCUGCACCUCAUGCUUCUUAUGAUGAUUGAUACAUUGAUUCUUAAGCACUUUAGCCAAUUCACAAGUCGAAUCUCAUGUUGUAUCUCUAUAAUUUUUCUUAGUCCUUUUCUCAUAAUUGUACAACACGCAUAGCUUAAUACAAUUUUGGGAAAUUGCAUGAAUU